CGAACGAGGGAAGGCCUCGCGCGCCGAACCGCCCAGGACGCCGCGGACCACGCGAGCCACGUGCUUGGCGCCGGCAGUGUCAACAGAAGGCCGUGCCACUGGAUACCGACGACACCGGCCAUGUGUAGUGCAGUGAAGUGACGAAUCGACGAAAUCGUGCGCGCGUGUCAGUGUAUUUGUGCGUUUGUGUGUUUGUGUGCGUGUGUGUGUGUGUGCGAGGCUUCUGGAUGACCAGAGGCACGCCGAGAAGCCCGCCCACCUAUGUUGCAGCAGCAGCCUGCUGCAGCGGCUUGGACUGCUGCUGAGGGCCUGCCUGUCGACGACCAGCUGCUCCCGGAGCCACCGCUCGACCUGACUGCGGGGCGAGCCGAGCGCCCCGAGGACGCCGACAAGCAAGAUGCAGAUGGCGAGGCUGCCGCACCUGGCUGGACCGUCCACCUGACGCCUUGCGGACGCCUCUUCUAUUGCAACCACCUGACCAGGUCGUCGUCCUGGCUUCCCCCUCCAGAAGCCUGGCCUUACGCAGGGGGUGACCUGCCCUUCGGCUGGGAGCAGGCAGUGGACGCCAAUGGCAAGCAUUACUACAUCAACCAUGUCAACAGGACGACGUCGUACCAGGACCCCCGUUCGUGCCGGGCGUGGCGCGACGCGGAGGAGGCCCCGCAGCCGCGGACGGUGCGGCUGCUGCGGCACCCCGAGCAGGGCUUCGGCUUCGUGGCGGGCAGCGAGAAGCCCGUCAUCGUGCGAUUCGUGACGGAGAGCGGUCCCAGCGAGGGCCACCUGCAGCCCGGCGACCAGAUCCUCUGCAUCAACGGCGAGGAUGUCAAGGACGCGCCCCGGGACCGCGUCAUCCAGUUGGUGCGCGCGUGCCCCGCCACUGUGGCACUCGUCGUGUGCCAGCCCCCCCUGGACAACUCGGCGAGGAAAUCAGCGCUGCUGUCGGCGGCCAAGAAAGCCAAGCUGCGGUCCAACCCGUCCAGGGUGCGGUUCGCGGAGGGCGUGGCCGUCAGCGGGGCGCCGCUCUUCCCGCCCUCGACGUUCGCCGGCGCGGACGCGGCGCUGCCCUUCAUGCCCAACGUGCUCAAGGUGUUCCUGGAGAACGGGCAGACCAAGAGCUUCAAGUACGACGCGAGCACCACGGUGCGCGACGUGGUGACCUCGCUGCAGCAAAAGCUGUGCAUCAAGGCCACCGACCACUUCGCGCUCACCGUGGAGCACGUCAAGAGCCUGCGCAGGAACAAGCUCACCCUGCUGGACCCCGACGAGCCGCUGUCCAAGAUCGCUGCUCGGCCCGGCGCCCACAACCUGCGAUGUCUCUUCAGGGUGGCGUUCGUUCCGAAGGAUGCCUGCCAACUCGCUCAGAGGGACCUGACUGCCUUCGAGUACCUGUACCUUCAAUGCUGCAACGACGUGGUCCAAGAGCGCUACGCCCCCGAGCUCAAGUACGACAUCGCCCUGCGGCUGGCCGCCCUGCACAUCCACCAGCACGCCGUGUCCAACAACAUGACGGGGAAGGUGACCGUCAAGAUGAUCGAACGCGAGUUCGGCCUGGAGCGGUUCGUGCCCGUGUCCCUGAUGGAGACGAUGAAGCGCAAGGAGCUGAGGAAGAUCAUCGGCCACUUCCUGAAAAUGAACCAAAACAUGACGACGGCGUCCGGCCUGGGCCACAAGAGCCUGACGUCACUGCAGGCCAAGCUCUACUACCUCAACAUCAUCUCCCAGCUGCCGUCCUACGGCGCCAAGUGCUUCAGCACCAACAUUAGAGACUCCAACAUGGAGACCGUGAUCCUAGUCAGCCCGAAGUUCGGCAUUAGUCAAAUCGUCGGCAUGAGGAACAGUCUGCCUGUGCCGCUGGCGGAGAUCGAGCAGAUGACGGAGGUGAGCGCGACGCGCGAGGACGAGAUCUCGCGCUGCGUGCGCAUCGGCAUCCCCAGCCUGCCCGAGAAGCAGCUGGUGCUGAGCAUGGAGGACCGCGACGCCGAGGAGCUGGUGCUGGUGCUGGUGGGCUACUACCGGCUGCUCACCGGGCAGCAGCUGCCCAUCCACCAGGAGCGCGAGCAGCAACCCGCAGCGCCGCCGUACCGCGGCCAGCACGCGGUACUCCCCGCGCCCUGGAGCUACGCCACCGAGGGCGAGAAGGCGGUGCAGUUCGCCAACUUCUCCAUGCCGCCAAGCUACCACACUGCGGCCUCCGCGCCCACCGUGCUGGACGCCAACCACUACAUCACUGCCAACGGACAUCCACCCAUCGCCGGCAGCAAAACGGUCACCUUCGCGCCGCACGCCAACGUGUACCCCGUCGACGACAACAUGAACACAAUGCUCGGCAAGCUGCCGCCGCCGCAGGACGACUCGGGCUUCGACCUGCAGAGCGUCGUCUCCAUGGAGAUCCUGGAGGGCGACUUGGACUUGGUGGAGGCGCGCAACGAGGAGGUGCUGCGGAGGGUGGCGGAGAUGCAGGAGCUGGUGCAGAGCUCGGAGCAGUACCUCACGCAGCAGGAGCGGCCGCCGCAGGGCCUCCGCGACCUCGGCCACGCGCACACGGCGCACGGCCACGCCCGGGAGGGAAGCGUAAGCGACUCAGAGUGUUCCUUCAUGUCGUCUGCAGUAGACUCGGACGCGCCGCCGCCCGGCCAGCUCAAGCACAGUGACUCGCUGCUACUGCUCACCCAGGGCAACAAGCUCGCCGACGAGGACCUGACGGCGGCCAUCGCCCACAUCGACCUCGGCGAGGAGCCCUCCGAGUCGGACACGGACUCGCUGAGCACGCCGGGGGAGAGCCCGUCGCACAAGGCGCAGACAGACGGCGAGGCCCGGCGGCACUCCCUGCUGCGCCCGAGCGACUCCAGCUUCGGCCUGCACAGUCCGGACACGGACAACCUUCGGCCGGGCAGUCAGCACUUCCAGGACCUGCUGAAGCGGAUGCAGGCCGAGUCGGUGCUUCCCGAGAACACGUUCUGCCUGGACCCCGACAUCAUCGACCUCACCCUCAUCCCGCCGCCGGUGACGCCGGACGACGAGGCCGUCGACGGCGUGGACGGCGCCCCGAUGCGGGUGCCCUUGCCGUCGUCGCCGCUCAAUGUGCCCCCCACGCCCUUCGCGGACCAGACGCCGCUCGAGGUGCAGCUGCACAGCCUGGAGAAGAUGCUGCACGGCAGCGGCGCGCAGGCCGAGCCCGACUCGGCGCCCGUCGAGGCGCUGCUCGACGCGGGCCUGUCCCUGGACCUGGAGGCCUUCCUCAAGUCCGUGAUGGUGCCGCCGCCUCCACGGGUCGCCUCGCAGCCCCAGCAGCCGCCAAGCAGCAGCAGCAGUAGCAGCAGCAGCAGCAACAGCAGCACGGCCAGCACCGCCACGGCCGUGGAGUUGACGCCGGAAGAGAUCUCGUCCUUCAUCAUCCCGCCGCCUCCGUCCACCCCCGUCGCCGCCGUGCUCUCGUGCCAGAGGGACGCCGACGACGAGACCCACCCGCUGACGCGGCUCAACGGGGAGCCCUGCCCGACGGCCACGCCGGAGGAGCUGCGGCGCAUCCCCAGGACGUACCACUGCGCGCCGCUGCCGCCGCCCAGGGUGUCGGUGGACAGCGCGGUGUCCUUGUCCCUCACGAGCGACACCACUGCCUCGGAGGAGCCCACGUACGGCAACACGACGGCCGACUCUUCUCUCAUCCGAGGGUUCAUCGACAGCAACGGCGGCCUGCACAGCGUCCCGCUCGCCAAACCGCAGGCCGAGGUGGCGCCCAAGAAGAGGGUCAUCGAGUACGCCACCCUCGAGAAGAAGCCCAGCCCCUUCAGCAGCUGCUGCGGCACCUACAGCUCUUGCUUUGCCUGCAGAGACAGUCCGGACAAGACGCCCUCCCCGCUGGGCGACUCCCCGCCCGACGUGACGCCGCUCCCCGCGCCGCCCACGCCGCCCAGGACGCCGUCGCACGCGCCGCCCGAGCGGCCGCCCAAGAACAGCAGCCUGCUGUCGCAGCUCGGCCAGGGCCAGGUCGGCCAAGGCCAGCAAGGCCACAGUCAAGGCCAGGCGGUGCCCGACCUGCCCCCGCGCGCCCAGAUGCCGGUCUCCGCGCUGACGCCGCCGCAAGUCUGGCUGCCGCCCAAGCGGCCCGUCAACCACCAGUCGCCCGUCCACGGCACGCUGCGCCGCGUGGCACAGGUCACGCCCCUGCCCGCGGCCGCGGGCCGCACGUACAACGCGGUGGCGGCGAGGGAGUUGGAAUCCAACCAGCUCAACCGGCCGUCAAACGGACCGUCAAACGGACCGUUAAACGGCGCGCAGAAUGGCGCGUUAAACGGCGCCCUGAACGGCGCGAACGGCGUUAACGGCUCGCCGAGUAACGGCGUGAACGGCAAGGGGCUGCACGCCGAGAGCAACGGGUCCGUGUACCGGAUCGCCAACGGGCGCGGGGCACCGACGGCCAGGGUGACCAACCUCAUCGGGGGGCUCGCGGCGCCCGGCGCCGUCAGGGUGCCCAGCACGCCGCCACUCAAGCCGCGCAACCCCCAGCACUUCAACACCCUCCCGGCCAAGCCCAGGGUGCAGCAGUUGUCGGUCUACGACAACACUCCGGAGGUGUGGACCGCCCCCGCGCCGGACAUGAAUGGUCACAGCAACACCAACGGCCAUGGCCCCAAGCAGCAGGCGCCGCAGCCGUACUCCAACAGCCACCAGCAGGCCAUCCACAUGAGCCCCAAGGCUGGCGGCGGCGGCACCGUGCCCAUGUGGACGAAGAGGACCUUGCUGGCCAAGACGGAGGUGGCGCUGGGCGGCCUCCUGGAGCAGCUAGACCAGGUCGCCGACGAGUGCAGCCAGCACCAGCAGUCCGGCGGCGGCCCGCUUAUGAACGAGGACAAGUUCCAGGUGGCCCGCGAGAGCUUGAGCUCGGAGGCGCGGCAGCUCGUCACGUCGUCCAAGCAGCUCGUGAAGAGCAUCACGGACUCGUCGCCGCAGUCGCAGGACGACUCGGACUUGCCGACGCACUUGUCGGCGUGCCUCACGCUGCUGCGCCGCCUCACGCACCUGUCCGCCGACCUGUCGCUGCACACGAGCUGCCCGCUGCAGACCAGGAACCUGGUGCUCAAGGUGCGCCACGUGGUGCAGGCCUUCCGCGCCACCAUCCACGACGACGACGCCCAGCUGCCGCAGCGCGCCGAGAACCUGGCCGCCGUGCUGGCGGGGGCCUAG
Thrips palmi is the source of this 5184-nucleotide messenger RNA. RefSeq lists its product as uncharacterized. The record is from RefSeq and is a predicted model, not a curated record. Gene Ontology annotation, cellular component: cytoskeleton. Bases 262 to 5184 code for a protein of 1640 amino acids. The transcript is spliced from 27 exons. Lineage: Eukaryota; Metazoa; Arthropoda; Insecta; Thysanoptera; Thripidae. Gene Ontology annotation, molecular function: protein binding.